CCGAGCCUGAUGUUCAGCUGCGUCAGCGAGUUCCGAAAAACGGGGCAAAAAAACAACUGAAUGUUAAAAAACCGUGAAUAUCAUUAAACUGUCGUCUCACUGAUGGACGACAAUAACCGCGGGUGAAUCGUCACGUAAAAAUUCAUUUCCAUCUCGCCCCGAGUAUCUGAUUUGAGCCCUUGACAAUGGAUUAACACGUGUCCAAAAUAGUAACUAAUACUGCUGAUCAACAAAAGAACUUAACAAUAUCGAGAAACAAUUGAAGAUCGUUAACAGCUAGUCAAUGAAUUCCACACUGAAGAUAUUUCGUUCUGCCAUGUGUUGAGGUCUCUCGACAUAUGUUCCCAGGCAUAACCGUCCAAGAGAAUCCUCUGGGGUCUGAUCGCCAGUUGCACUCGACGAUGGCGGAUGUGUCUCUCUACGACUCGACAAUUUGUCGAUUAUGCGCUGAGAACAAUCCCAGCGGUGAAUUGUUAUUCACUUCUGGCGACGAUGAACCGGACUUGAGUACCAUGAUCAAUCGCUACUUGCCACUCAAGAUUCGCAACGAUGGAAAGUUCCCCCGCACCAUCUGCCCGGGCUGCAACAUUCAGCUGGAGUCGACGAUCGAGUUCUUCGAGCUGCUCGUCGACGGCCAGCGAAAGAUCCGCGACCUCUACAAGCAACAGCAGGACAAGGAGAAGCGCACGUCAAAGCUAGCCGGCACCGGCCCAGCCCUGGAGCCCUACCCGGAGCCCCAGGAGGACGCCCUCUCCCAGCAGAUAAUCAUAAAGAUCCUCCCCGACGGUUCGAUGUACGCAGCGGACCACGAGAUGAGUCUCCAGAUCGAGGGCCUGGAGAAACCGAAGCGAAAGCGCGGUCGACCCCCGAAAAUCCAGGCCGAAGUCGAGGACGAGAAGAUGAUCGAGGAGCACUUGGACCCAGUCUCCCAGGAGGAGGACGAUAAGCAAGAGGGCGAGGAGGAGAUCGGUGAGGACGGUCGCAGAAGGCGAAAACGAAAAGCCCCGAUACGUUUCUCCGAAGCGGUCCAGGGGAAGGAGCUGGAGAGAAUUUUCAAGGAGGAGGGUGUCAUCGACGAGGAGGAGGAGGACCCUGGGGACAACGACUACGAGGCCCUGGACGAGAGCCUCCAGGACCCGAUGCUCUCCGAGAACGAGGAGAUAAUAGGCCACAUGGAGACCGAGGAGGGAGUCGACCUGGGCCAAAUCAUCUCCAUGAAUCGUGGGCGAGGAAGGGGUCGCCCGAGAUGGCGCAGAAGGAGGAAGUACCUCUGCGGAGACUGCGGCCAGAGUUUCGCCCAGCGAAACCAGUACCUGAAGCACAAGAGUACGCACAAGGGGGGGAAGCACGAGUGCACAAAGUGCCAGAAGCAGUUCACGAGUGAAGGGAAUUUGGCACUGCACCAGAAGAAGACUGGACACGAUGGCGAGAGGGUUGUGUGGAGCCCUAAGGAGGAGGUCCAGGAGGAGGAGGGCCCUGCAGGGCCUGAGGACGAGGGCAGGGAGGAGGGAGAGGAGACUGAGGCACCUGGGGAGGAGAGCCCCGUUCCCCAGAAGGAGGAACACCUAGACGACUCGUCGUGCCACUCGAAGGUGGAGCUCGAGGAGCCGAAGGUGUUCUCCUGCGAGGUGUGUGACCAGCAGUUCCCCUCGAAGGAGCCCUGCGAGGAGCACCUGAGGAGCCACGAGAAGUCCUUCACCUGCAGCCUCUGCAGCAAGAGCUUCUCCGACGAGUCCUCUCUGAAGACUCAUGUCUCCACUCAUGAGGGGGGUAAAUGCGAGAAGGGCUUCGCCUGCGAUCUCUGUGGCAAGGUCAUGAACCACCCCAGCUCGGUGAUCUACCACAAGGAGUCCGAGCACAAUAAUGGCCGGAGGUUCGUCUGCAACAAGUGUGGGAAGAGCUUCAAGCACAAACAGCUUCUCCAGCGUCAUCAGCUGGUCCACUCCGACGAUCGCCCCUAUGUCUGCAAAUCCUGCAACUCCAGCUUCAAGACUAAGGCCAACUUGAUCAAUCAUUACUCGACUCAUACGGGGGAGAAGAAGUACACUUGCGAUAUUUGUAAUCAGCAGUUCGCUCAUAAGACUAGUUUGACACUUCACUAUCGCUGGCACAGCGGCCACAAGCCCUACACCUGCGAUGUCUGUCAGAAGAGCUUUUCGCAGAAUGGAAAUCUCCAGGAGCACAUGAGGAUUCACACCGGGGAGAAGCCCUACGCCUGCGAGUACUGUGGGAGAAAGUUUACGACAUCUUCGCAAUUUAAAUUGCAUGUGAAGAGGCACACGGGGGAGCGCCCCUGGAAGUGCGAAUUCUGCGCCAAGAGCUUUUUGCACAAGGACACGUGGAAGUGCCAUGUCAGGAGGCACAAGGGGGAGAGGCCCUUCCAGUGCUCGGAGUGCAAUCGGGGCUUCACGGAGCAGUGGGCACUCAAGAAGCAUCUCAGGUUGCAUACGGGGGAGAAACCGUACUCCUGCGAUGUCUGUGGGAAGGCCUUCGCCGACUGCUCCAAUCUGACGAAGCACCGGAAGGUCCAUCGGGAUAAUAAUAAGGUGCUGAAGAUUGGGGGCCUCGCCAAGGGCCCUGAGGGCGAACUCUGGCAGAUUCUGCCGACCACGGAGGGAGGGGAGGAGAGCUUAGGGGAGCAUAUUACACAGGUAAUCGCUGAGGAGGGAUCUGAGGACGGUGUCUCUCAGAUUAUUUACGUGUCAUACCAGGACCCCGAUGAUCCUAAUCAGUCGAGGACCCUUCACUUUGGGAUGUUGGAGAAGGAGGAGAUGGCGGAGGGGACUGGGGCGUCCCUGCCGAGUCUCGACGUUGAGGAGGCCGAGGGGCUGAAGGAGGAGGCACAGGUGGACCUUUCCGAGCCGAAUCUCCAGCUCCAGAUCACGGACGAGGAUGGCAAUCCCAUUCCGCUCUCGAUUCAGGACGCCAGACAGUUGCUGGCAGGAGGGCAGUUCGUCAGUCAGCUGAAUGAUGGGCAGAUGAUCAAGGUUCACUCGGGUGUUGUCACUGAGGAGCUCGCCGAGCAGCUCGGGGUGCACAUUCAGAGCAUUGCGAUGGAGGGGGGUAACAGCGCGGCCAGGGGGGGUGAGGGGGGCGAGGAUAAUGAGGGAACGGUUGUUAAGGUUCUCGGGGAGGGCCAGAGUGGCGAGGGAGAGAUUGGAGAUGGCACUGGUGAUAUUGGGGAUGGGGAACAGACUAUUGAGUUCACCACGCAGGAUGGACAGAAGGUGCGGCUGGUUGCUCCUUAUCAUGUUGAUCCUCUUCAGUUGGCGUCUGAGUACCUGACGAUAGUCUAA
Messenger RNA from Diachasma alloeum, 3296 nucleotides. Its product is annotated as zinc finger protein 271. The transcript has 3 exons. Gene Ontology annotation, molecular function: zinc ion binding; chromatin insulator sequence binding. Gene Ontology annotation, biological process: regulation of transcription by RNA polymerase II. Lineage: Eukaryota; Metazoa; Arthropoda; Insecta; Hymenoptera; Braconidae. The record is from RefSeq and is a predicted model, not a curated record. The coding region runs from base 339 to 3296 and encodes 985 amino acids. Gene Ontology annotation, cellular component: nucleus; chromosome.